Molecule: messenger RNA, 976 nt
Organism: Solanum lycopersicum (tomato)
Lineage: Eukaryota; Viridiplantae; Streptophyta; Magnoliopsida; Solanales; Solanaceae
Source: RefSeq, a predicted model, not a curated record
GUAUUUAAGAGUUGGUGGGUAAAAAGCCGAAAGAUAUCUAUUUCAAUCAAUGAUGAAUGCAUGCAAUGAACAUACAAAAAGAGAAGAUUGGGUACUUUGAAUCUCAACAAAUUUUGUAUAAUAUAAAUAAAUCUGAGAUUACGCCUGAUUUUCCCUAGGAUCAUGCAGCAAAUCGUUUCCGGCAGCCGAUGUGCGGUUUGCUCCGCCACUCGCCCCUUCAUCCUCCACCUUCUCCCUUACAGAGGUAUUCACCGUCAUCUCUGCACCGCCUGUGUACUGGAUUCCCACCCCGGUUCCUUCUGUCCCAUCUGCUUCGAUGUCUUCCUCCAUAACCCUCCUCCCCCUCGUCUCCGUCUCUUAUGCCUAAAAUGCCCCUCUAUUUCACACCUCUCUUGUGUACCUGAUGCUCCUUCUGGUUACUUGUGCCCUCUCUGUUCUAACCCUAAUUUCACUUUCUUCUAUGUUACUCCCGUUAAUAACGCAAUCGAAAUCAAUACACAUUUGGCUAAACAGUUGGUUGCCGCUGCUACUAUUGUUUCUGAAUCUAUUCACAAUGCUGCCGUUAUGGCUAGGAUUAAUGCUGAUAUUAGGAUUAAGGAAGCUCUGUUAGCUAAGGCUGAAGCUAAACAAGUUUUGGAUAGGCUCAAGUAUAUGAUUGACAACCAAAAUCAUCAGUGUGCUUCCAAAUUCUCGCCCAUACAUGUUUCUGAUUCUUCGGCAGGGGAAAAUAAGAUAUAUGAAGUAAAAGGAGAAUCCUCUCAAUCUUCCUAUGAUUGUGAUACCAUGGAUGAUUAGCUUUUAAGUAGUUGCAGCAUAAGGUUUUUUUUGGCGAAUAAAGGAAUUGAAAUUGUUCAUUCAACAGUAUCUACCUUAUUGUUAAUGCCUCUUUUUGAUGAGUUUUAUUAUAAUCAUCAAUAUAAUUAACAAGAUAAACAAUGUGUUCUGAGUCCUAUGACGUGGUGGGGAAGGAUUAACU